Molecule: messenger RNA, 1053 nt
Organism: Dovyalis caffra
Lineage: Eukaryota; Viridiplantae; Streptophyta; Magnoliopsida; Malpighiales; Salicaceae
Source: the annotation of a GenBank genome assembly
AUGGCUUUCCAUAAAGAUUGGGAGCCUAGUGAGGCAGUCAACUUCCCAACAUGGGCAAGCUCCAAUGACACUCGUGCUGAACACUUGACCGAUGCAAGUGUUGUCACUGAUAGAGAUACUGGGAGGUCUCAUGGAUCCGGGUUGUUAGUUUCAAAAGAAACAAAAGAAGCAGAGAAGGAGGAGAGGAGGGAAGAGAGAGAUCAGCUAGUAAUGGAUUCUGACUCAAAAAAGAAGUCACCUUAUGGGGCAGCCAUGAGUGAAGAUUGGGAAAGCAUGAUUGACCACUAUAAAUCGAACCCCUCAGAUUUGUUCCAUUCAGUUACAUCCGUUAACGAUACUGCACUCCAUGUAGCAGUGUGCAGCAAAACAGAGCAACCACUUAAAGAUUUACUUGCUUUACUACCCUCUAUUGACCAAGAAAAUCUCUUGAAGCGUAGAAACAAUUAUGGAAAUACUGUUCUUCACGAGGCAACCAUCUAUGGAAAUUUUGAGGCAGUGGAACUGUUGGUGGAACUUUAUCCAGACCUAGUUUCCAUUCGAAAUAACUAUGGUGAAACCCCAUUGUUUACAGCUGCUGAAUUUGCUGAGGCAAAAAUAGUGAAAUUCUUGCUUGAAUCAGUAUCACAACAAAUAGUGGAUGAAGAUGGCCGCCUACUAUCAAUUCACUGCCAACGAUCAGGCAAACGCCGAUCAGACAACGUCUCCAUCCUUAGCGCUGCUAUCUUAGGGCAACACCAUGAUACAGCUUUGAUGUUGCUAGAACUGGAUGAAUCGCUCCACAGCUUGGAGGACGAUAAGGGCAUAACUGCUCUUCAACUUCUAGCCGACUCCCCAUCUGCUUUUAAGAGUGGAUAUCCCAUGGAAAUGCAUGAAAGACUCGUGUACAGUUGCCUUCCUGUUACACCUCCCCACAAGGUAAAAAAAUCGCAGGAAGAAACUUCGGGCCAGGCAAGCCAGUGGUUGGGAGAUCUGGAGAGCGGUUUGGGGAGGACCCCAAGAGGCUGCCUACUCAACUAUUUAAAUGUCUUUAUUAAAGGUAUUGGACCCUAUUGA